Seminavis robusta is the source of this 834-nucleotide messenger RNA. NCBI's taxonomy places the organism in Eukaryota, Bacillariophyta, Bacillariophyceae, Naviculales, Naviculaceae. The record is from the annotation of a GenBank genome assembly.
AUGGCGGAAUCCUCAGCCGAUAUUGAUACUACUAAUGGUAGUGCCACCAAUACAGAAGUGCCAGAUGCGGCCGUUGUGUCGUUGGUGGAUGCUGUGUCUCAUGCAUUGGACAACAAGGCAGCUGUGUUGCUACCAAUCCCACCCCCACUUCCGAUAGGUUGGGUGAUGCGAGAAGCUCGUUCACAGCCCAACUACCACUUUUACUACAAUAUGGAGACUGGAGAAUCCAUGUGGCAUUCUCCCAUAUUGCAAGAAGAACAUCACCAGCUGCUGGGAGACGAAGAUCAUGCCAUGAUGGACACUAACAAUGCCACUGAAGUACCAGUCGAAGAAACAGCGCAUGCGAGGACUGCAGAUGCUCGCCCAGACAACGGUGGUGAUAUGGACAGCAGCAACAACACUGGCAGUCGUAAACGUCCUCACGAAGAAACGGCGGCUAGUAAUGCCCAUAACAAAAAAUCUGCCAAAUCCAGUGGAAAACCCAGCAAAGUCCGCAUUUUUCACAUUCUCAAAAAGCACAAGGGGAGUCGGCGGCCCUCAUCGUGGCGACAAGCAAAAAUUACAGCCACCAAAGAAGAAGCUAGGGAAGAAUUGCAAGGUUUGGUCGAUAUAUUGAAGGAAGAAACAGGGGCAGAUCAACGAGCUACCUUUGAGGAAAUUGCGCGGACCGAAAGUGAUUGCAGUUCCGCCAAGCGAGGAGGUGAUUUGGGAUUCUUUGGUCCCAAGAAAAUGCAACCUGCCUUUGAAGAAGCAUCGUUCGCACUGGAGAUUGGGGAAUUGAGUGGAAUCGUAGAAACUUCGAGUGGUGUCCAUGUUCUGUUGCGAAUAGGAUAA